CACAAGCACGCACCACAGUGCAGCCAGUCUACCAGAUCAAGUUGACACGGCUCCCUUACGCAUGCUUCACACGACGCUGAAGAUGAGUGCCCCUCCACUCCCCACACCUCCUUCCCAACCAGCAUGCUCGUCUCCACGGUAACGGACUCCUCGCCGUCCUACGAGUGGUCACCGGUGACCCCCCCAGGCACUGGCCCAACUAACGGCACAGAGUGGCACCGUGACAGGCUGCUGGUGGUGGCCGAGGUGAUCGUGCUGGCGGUCAUCCUGGUUAUGGCGUUGCUUGGCAACAGCUUGGUGCUCGUGGUGUUGCUGAGGAGGAGACAAUUUCACAACCCGCUCCAUCAGUUCAUGCUCAAUCUCUGCUUGGCCGACCUGGUGGUGGCGCUGUUCCAGGUGCUGCCCCAGCUCGUUUGGGACGCCAAGGGGCGCUUUCCCGGCCCAGACGUCUUGUGCCGCCUGGUGAAAUACCUUCAAGUCCUCGGGAUGUUCGCCUCCUCCUACAUGAUUGUUGCCAUGACAAUAGAUCGCCAUUAUGCCAUCUGUUGUCCCCUGCUGGCGCACCGCAGUUGGGCCACCCAGCGAUGGAAUAGCCUCACACUGCUGGCCUGGGGACUCUCACUACUGCUCAGUCUGCCACAGGUUUUCAUCUUCUCUCGUUCAGAAGUGGCCCCUGGGGUCUACGAAUGCUGGGGCAACUUUGCCGAAUCCUGGGGUCUUAAGGCUUAUGUGACAUGGAUGACACUGGCAGUCUUUAUCAUCCCUGUCUUCAUCAUCACUGUGUGUCAGGUGCGCAUCUUCAAGGAGAUUGAGAACAAUCUUUAUCUGAAGUCGGAGCACCGCCAGCGUUCUUCCUCCCUUCGUCCUUCCAGAGCAGACAGCCAGAGAGGAGGAGGAGGAGGAGGAGGAAGAAGAGGAGAAGAAGAAGGGGCAGGAAGAGGAAGGUCCAGUCUGUCUCUUUAUGUUCCACCAAUCAUAUUAAACAACACUGGAUCCAGCUGCCAGCCUGCUAUCAACAUCAACCGCCACUGUGUCAUCAAUACUCACAUGGAUGUGAACACAGCAGUGCAGCUUGAUUUGCUGCCGGAGCCUGCUGCGCCCCUUACUGUCUGUGCGUCACCUGCUCGCCAAAGAGGAGGAGGAGAGGCGACAGCAGCCAUGUCCAAGACAGUGAAGAUGACUCUGGUCAUUGUGCUCGUCUACAGCCUUUGCUGGGCUCCCUUCUUUAGUGCGCAGCUGUGGGCUGCCUGGGACCCCGAUCCACCUGAGAGUGGUGCAGUGUUCACUCUGCUCAUGCUGCUGGCCAGCCUAAACUCCUGCACCAAUCCUUGGAUCUACUCUGCAUUUUCCAACAGCAUCUCUCUUGAGCUCCGUCUCCUGCUGCUGUGUCGCACACACGCACAACGCAGGGGUUCUCUACCAAACGACUCAACGGGCACACACAACACCCAGUCGCCUGACACACACACACAGGGGCGUCGCACCAACUUCUAAAGGCCCCCCAUUCCACCCUGAACCCAAACGUUUCCGCCCCAUACACACACACUCAUCAUGUUUACAUGCACUGUAAAACUAAUUAUUGUAUGGACUUGGUUGAAGCCAGCUUAUUAAAAGACGUGACUUGAUUAGGUUUUUGACUUUUUAAAGAUGGGGCUAACAUAUGUACACAAACACCAUAAACAACUUGGUUUUGUUUAAAUAUAAAAAAAAUCUAUAUAAAGUGGCCACACUAUGAAUUAAAAAAGUCAUCCAACCAAUUAUUCACUUAAAUUUAAUUAUAAAACUGCCACGUUUCCCUUCAGUUCAAAGUGUAAAGUAGAAAUUUGCUGAUUCAUGUUUUAAUAUCAGCAGUGGAAAAUAGAUAAUACAUAAUUAUCAGAAGUGGGUAUAGUAACGCGUUACAUUUACUUAAGUGACUUUUUGGAUAAAUUGUACUUGUCAGGGCUGUUUAAAUAAAACAUCCUUUUUAUUUU
This is a messenger RNA of Nerophis ophidion (straightnose pipefish), 1973 nucleotides long. RefSeq names its product arginine vasopressin receptor 2a, duplicate b (gene avpr2ab). Bases 124 to 1494 code for a protein of 456 amino acids. Lineage: Eukaryota; Metazoa; Chordata; Actinopteri; Syngnathiformes; Syngnathidae. Gene Ontology annotation, molecular function: peptide binding; vasopressin receptor activity. Gene Ontology annotation, biological process: G protein-coupled receptor signaling pathway; positive regulation of vasoconstriction; regulation of systemic arterial blood pressure by vasopressin. The record is from RefSeq and is a predicted model, not a curated record. The transcript has 7 exons. Gene Ontology annotation, cellular component: membrane.